Messenger RNA from Ostreococcus lucimarinus CCE9901, 903 nucleotides. RefSeq lists its product with no specific name. NCBI's taxonomy places the organism in Eukaryota, Viridiplantae, Chlorophyta, Mamiellophyceae, Mamiellales, Bathycoccaceae. The transcript has a single exon. The coding region runs from base 1 to 903 and encodes 300 amino acids. The record is from RefSeq and is a predicted model, not a curated record. Gene Ontology annotation, molecular function: protein binding.
AUGGCGGAGGGCGCCGGACCGAAGAUUGGCGACGCGCGGUCGCUGUGGAACUUCACGCCGAGCCCGGGAUGGACGAAGGAUGAGGCGUACGCGCUGCGACAGUGCCUGAAGAAGUUUGGGAUCGGGAAGUGGGUGCAGAUCGUCGACAGCGGCGUGCUGCCGGGGAAGCAGAUUCAACAGCUGAACGGACAGACGCAACGGUUGCUCGGGAUACAGUCGCUGGCGGCGUAUUCGGGGAUGAAAUUGGACGUCGAUCGGAUCAGAAUGGAUAACGACGCGCUGACGGACGUGACGCGGAAGAAUGGGUUGAUCACGAAUCAAGGGGGGAUUCGAGCGAAGGAGGCGCUCAAGGAGCUGCGAGAGGAAAAUUUGAAAAAAUACGGGCUGUCGGAGGAAGAGGUGGAGGCGAUUGAACUCCCCGCGCCGCCGCGCGCGGCCGCGCUCGGGGCGCAGAGAUACAUGGGGAAGAAUGAUAUCGUGCCGGCCGAGGCGAAGACGAUCGUGAAGGCGGACGCGACGACGUUGUCGCCGGAAGGGUUGAACAAGUCGCAGAAGAUUGCCAUGCUCAAGGCGCUUCGCAGUCGCGUCGAGAAUUUGCGCGUGCAACUGAACGAAGCAGCCACGACCGCCGCCACCACCGCAGAGAAUAAGGCGAAAAAGACCCCGGCCCCGGCCGCGAAACGCGCGACGAAGACGCCGGUGAAGCGAGGGAACAAGAAAUCCAAAACCGACGACAGCGACGACGACGCGGCGUACGAAACCAUCGCCGUCGUCGAGAGCGAUGGUCCGGUGGAGAUGCUGAUGAACAUGGGAUUUGCACGAAAGAAUUGCCUCGAUGCGCUCGACACGUGCGGCGGCGAUGUUCAGGAGUGCGUCGAAUGGCUCAUGACGAACUGCGCGUAA